This is a messenger RNA of Fraxinus pennsylvanica, 1263 nucleotides long. Lineage: Eukaryota; Viridiplantae; Streptophyta; Magnoliopsida; Lamiales; Oleaceae. The record is from the annotation of a GenBank genome assembly.
AUGAUCAAAUUUGGUAGCAAAGUCACAUUUCUUACGACGGAAUUUUUGCAUGCUCGACUGACUGAAGCAACUGCCAAUUCUGAAAUAAGGCUACUGUCCAUUCCAGAUGGACUUGAACUUGAAGAUGAUAGAAAAGAUCAAAAGAAACUGCAUCAAAGUAUUGAAAAAGUUAUGCCUCCUUAUUUGGAGGAUUUGCUCAAGGAAAGUUUUAAUCAGCAGAAUAAUGAGAGGAUAAGUGGUAUCAUAAUUGAUUCACCAUUGGCUUGGAUGUUGGAGAUCCCAAAGAAGUUGGGGAUAAAGACUGCAAUUUAUUGGUGUUCAACUCCCGGAUGCUUGGCUCUAGGACUAAUGAUUCCCCACCUUCUUCAGCUGAAAAUUAUUGAUGAUGACGGGACUUCAUUGAAGAAUGAGAAGAUCCAACUGUUACCAAACAUGCCAGCCAUUACCAUGUCUGAAUUUACUUGGUACUUUCCAGGAGACAAAAACAUACAAAAAUCGUUGUUUCAUGUUAUUAAAGGCAUAUUUUCGCACUUGAAGAGUUCUGACUGGAUAGUUUGCAACUGGUUCAACGAGCUCAACCCUUCAGCCAGUAGUCUGGCAUCUAAUAUUUUGUCUGUUGGUCCAUUACUUGCCAAUGGGCAAUCAGCCGGAAGUUUUUGUAUUGAAGACUCUAGUUGCUUAACCUGGCUUGACAAACAGUCUCCAAACUCAGUAGUUUAUGUUGCAUUUGGCAGCACAUCAAGGUUCAGCCAGGUACAACUUAAUGAACUAGCAAUAGGACUCGAGCUGAUGGGCCGACCAUUUUUAUGGGUGGCUUGGUCGGGCUUGUGCGAUGGACCAUUUCCUGCUUAUUCAGACAAGUUCUCAGCAAGAGUGGCCAAUCGAGGGAAAAUGGUCGAGUGGGCCCCGCAAGAAUUGGUGUUAAGUCACCCUUCCAUUGCGUGUUUUAUAACUCAUUGUGGUUGGAGUUCGUUCAUGGAGAGCCUAAGCAUGGGCGUGCCGUUGCUCUGUUGGCCGUAUUUUGGAGAUCAGACGUAUACACAGAGCUGCAUUUGCGAUGCUUGGAAAGUAGGCACAUCGUUGAAGGUGGAUGAAAUAGGGGUAAUAUCGAGGUCUGAAAUUAAGCAGAAGGUAGAAAAACUUAUUUCUGAUGAGAUUGUAAGGGAAAAUGUGAUUAGGAUGAAGGAAAUGGCUAGAAAAAGCAUCAGUAAAGGAGGCAGUUCUUGUAGUAACUUGGAAUAUCUAGUACAACAAAUGAAGUGA